ACCUUGAACAUUAAGGGAAAGAUUAUGUGUUCAGUUGACAUAGAAUCUUUUUUCACCAAUGUUCCCCUUCAUGAAACUGUUGGUUUUAUUUGCGAUUACAUCACAAGCAACGGCAUAAACUUACCCAUUCCCGUCACUUACAUCAAAGACAUCAUCUUAAUGUGUACAGAAAAUAUUAGAUUCACAUUCCAAGAAAAGGCAUAUAAACAAAUCGAUGGUGUUGCGAUGGGGAGCCCUCUUGAGCCCCUGUUAGCAGAUAUAUUUAUGUCGAAAUUAGAGAAACAAAUGCAAGGUAUGCUUGGAGGAUUUAUGCUGUAUAAACGUUAUGUAGAUGAUAAUCUUAUUAUUAGUAAUAAUAGUAAAUCUAUUGAAAACUUCAUUACCCUAUUUAGUCAUAUUCAUCCAAAUAUUUGAGUGACUUUCGAACUAGAAUCGAAUAACAAACUAGGUUUCCUGGAUAUUACAAUGACUAGGAGAGAUGAUGGAAAGAUUCAGAGAUCUAUUUUUCGUAAACAGACGUGGACUGGACAAUAUCUUCAUUUUACCAGUUUUGUUCCUAUCCAGUAUAAACGUCCCCUAGUGAAAUGUUUGUUCUCAAGAGCCCGAAAAAUAUGCACGAGUGACACACUGAUGGAUGAGCUUCGACAUGUACAUUCAGUUUUAUUAGCUAAUGGUUAUCCGGAGAGCUUCAUCACUUGUCACAGUAAAAAACCACAUCUCGAAAAGACAGCUUCUGUACCAAAGAAAGCCAUCUUUAUUAAUCUACCAUUCAAGGACGACCAGAUUAUGCAGUUGACAACUCAAAGACUUCGAUCAGCUAUCAAACGCACAUUCUACGCCGCAUCUCUUUUUCUCACUUGCCGAACAUUUUCGAUCCCUGUUCCUACGAUUAAAAGACGAAAUUCUGUGGACUCUACUUCAAGCUGUAUCUACAAGUUCACCUGCAGCUGCGGUGACACCUGUAUAGGUAGAAUUAACAGAAUGUUCCAAUGUCGUCGAAAAAAACAUUCCAAAAUGGCUACUAAAUCAUAUCGAAAAUACUAACGCGAUUAAUCUUAAUAGAAGUCCAGCAUCAUCCAUUGCAAAACACUUAUUAAUGUCUGGUCACAAAAUAAAUAUUAAUGACUGUUUCACAAUUAUUUCACAUAACUCUAAU
Messenger RNA from Trichobilharzia regenti, 1156 nucleotides. The record is from the annotation of a GenBank genome assembly. Lineage: Eukaryota; Metazoa; Platyhelminthes; Trematoda; Strigeidida; Schistosomatidae.